AUGUGGGAAUCGCUUAUGCGUUUGCAUUUUCUCUUGCUACUCUUGCUCUGUUGUGUCUCCCCUUCAAGCUUCUCAAUUGUCACUCUUAAUGAUGAUGUUGGUGGUCUUGUUGGUUGUCGUCGUCACCAGAUUCAAACCUUUGCUCAUUUCAAAAACGAGUUUGAUACUCGUGGUUGCAACCAUAGUGACUUCUCUAAUGUAGUCUGGUGCGAUAACUCGACGGGUGAGAUCACGAAGCUACAACUCAAUGCCUGUCUCAGUGGAACCUUGAAGCCCAACAGUAGCCUCUUUGGAUUGCAUCAUCUUCGUUACCUUAAUCUCUCACACAACGAUUUCAUCUCAUCUUCAACAAAUUAG
This is a messenger RNA of Thlaspi arvense, 357 nucleotides long. NCBI's taxonomy places the organism in Eukaryota, Viridiplantae, Streptophyta, Magnoliopsida, Brassicales, Brassicaceae. The record is from the annotation of a GenBank genome assembly.